Molecule: messenger RNA, 1872 nt
Organism: Entamoeba invadens IP1
Lineage: Eukaryota; Evosea; Mastigamoebida; Endamoebidae
Product: alkyl/aryl-sulfatase BDS1, putative
Exons: 1
Coding region: 1-1872 (623 amino acids)
Biological process (GO): dodecyl sulfate metabolic process
Molecular function (GO): protein dimerization activity; linear primary-alkylsulfatase activity
Source: RefSeq, a predicted model, not a curated record
AUGGCUUCUUUAUAUACAAAAGCUGCAAAUUCCGCUUUCCGUAAUGUUUAUGACCUCACUUAUGAAGGUGAUUACAAAGACUCUUUUGAAGGUUUCUAUGCUGACAUGAAAGGUGAACUGAACAAAGAGACGAUUCCCGAGUUGAUGUCUCAUUAUCCAACAGUAGAGCAAAUAAACAAAGACUGCCCAGACACAGUGAAUCCAAGUUAUUUCAAACAGAAUCAUUUGGACGAUUGUGAAGGUGUAUUUGAAGUCAUUCCAAAGAAGAUAUAUCAAGUGAGACCACGGUCUAUUGAUUAUGCCAAUUUCACGGUUGUAAGAGGAAAGACUGGUUGGGUUAUAGUCGAUUGUAUGUCAUCAGUCUAUUCUUGCAAAACAUGUUUUGAUCUCAUUCAAAAUACAGUAGAAAAAUUGAAAGUUUCAGCAAUCAUAGUCACACAUUCCCAUGGUGACCAUUAUAUGGGAUAUGACGCAGUUGGAUAUGAUACCGUUCCACUCUAUUUACCAGACAAUUUCAAGCAGAUGUGUUUUGAUGAAAAUGUAUGCACUGUUGAGGUAAUGGGAAGACGAAGUGAAUAUCAAUGCGGUGUCUACAAUAAGUCUCCAAAUAUGGUUGGAAGUUGUUUGGCGCCUUCAAGACUUCCAAAAGUUGAUGGUAAAAGUGGGUCAUAUCCACACUCACAAAACACGACUUAUAUCAAAGAGAAUUGCACUUUAGAAGUCGAUGGCCUUCAAGUCGAUUUUAUUCCAACUCCAGACACAGAAGCACCAGCAAAUAUGAUGUGUUACUUUAAAGAUUAUGAAACAUUAAGUGCAGCAGAUAACAUGUUACACUUUUUACACAAUUUGGUCACACUUCGUGGUGCCAAAGUACGCAGUGGAAAGUUGUGGAGUAAAUGUAUUGAUGAUGCCAUUGUCAAGUAUGGAAAGACUGUUCAACAUCACUUUGGUGGACAUGACUGGCAUUUGAAUGGAAACGAAAAGAUCAAUCAUUAUUGGGUUGUCCAGAGAGACAUGUUCAAAUAUCAACAUGACCAAGCACUAAGAUAUGCCAACAAAGGGUACACUCCAAACGAAAUAGCAGACGUUGUGCAAUUUCCAAAGAGUUUAGCCACAGAACAUUGCUGCAGAGGGUUUUAUGGUAAUUUGAAAAAUAAUGUGAAGUCGCAAUACAUGAUGUAUCUUGGGUGGUAUGAUAACAAUGUUGCACAUUUAAAUGAACUUCCGCCAAAAGAAAUAUCAUUGAAAUAUGUAGAAGCUUGUGGUGGUAUAGAGAAGGCGCUUGCAGUGGGUCAAAAGGCUUAUGAUUGUGGAGAAUAUAGAUGGGCUUCUACUAUAUUAAACUAUGUUGUCUUUGCCGACAAAACAAAUCAAAAAGCAAGAAACUUAUUGGCAGAUGUCUACGACCAAUUGGCGUACCAAUGUGAAAGUGCUUUGUGGGUCAAUUCUUAUAACACUGCAGCUAUUGAGUUAAGAAAUUUAGAUUGGAAACAACCAAGACCAAAGGGUGUACCAUUCAAUGAAUACCCUAUUUCGGCAUUUUGUGAUUUAAUGUGUGUUUCUGUCGAUCCAAAGGUACUUGGUAACAUGUUUGAGACUGUCAAAGUUGUAUACAAAGAUACAAAAGAAGAAAGAAAUUUAGUGGUCAGCAAUGGCACCUUACAUGUUAGAGAGUGUAAUAUAGAUGACACUUUCACCGCUUCUAUUGAAGGAAAUAGAAAGGACGUUUGCGAACUUUUGCAAAAGAAUUUGACUUUUGAUGAUGCAAUGAAAGAUACAAAUUUCAAAUUUACUGGAGUGGAAAUUGUGAAAAAGCUCCUUGAAGCAUUAGACUUUUCUGUGAAAUACUAUAACUUCGUUGAGCCACAGUAA